AUGGACUUUGAGUUCACCUCUCGACCAAGCAGCUUCACGAAGCCCGCAUGGGCAUCAGAAAACGAAGAUCCAAGCACACCUCGGAAACGACCGUUCACAGAUGAUAACCCGCCUGCCCCAGCCUUCCCCACACCAUCGCAUGUCGACUCUUUCCCAUCCUUCGGGCACAACACAAACGUACCGUUCUUGUUCAAUGAGCCUAUUCCUCAGACACCACAUACUCCGGCGUGGACACCACCUCCGAACUUCUCCCCCACCAAGGCCUUCCCUCAGCCGGAGAUCAAGGAUGUGGAUAUGGCCGACUCCAGCCCCAUCAGGCUCGGGGAACAAUUACUUCAGAAGGGGGACGAGAAGGAAGGCGAGGGAGAGCGAGCUGUAGCAUUGGGUGCCGUUCGGCGCGUGUAUCGGUCGCGACAAAGGGCACGGGAGCGCAGUAGAGCCCGGCGAGGCAAGAGUCGGGGCUUGGAUCAGGAAGGGAGCGACGUUACCGACGAAAGUGACGACGACGAGCGAGGGGUCGUUACACAAAGCACCUCAAACCAUUACACGCUCAAUAUGCCCGGCCCUGCUCCCCCGCAAUCCGACCUGCCCUACGUGCUGCUUGGCUAUUUACAGUUCUUCUUCAACCUCUCCCUCAUCCUAGUGUUCCUCUAUCUCCUCGUCCAAUUCAUACUCACAGUACAACGGGACGUGGAGCAGAGAAUAUCAGAGUACUCCAUGGAGAUCGUACAAGAAAUCGCGCAAUGCGCGUUGCAGCAUAAGGCGAAUCUCUGCGCCUCAAGGCCCAUCCCUGCAAUGUCGCAUCAAUGUUCAGUAUGGGAAACAUGCAUGAAUCGCGAUCCAUCCAAGGUCGGCAGGGCGCGCGUCGGUGCAGAGCUCAUAGCUGAGGUCGUUAAUGGCUUUGUCGAGCCUAUAAGCUGGAAGACCCUCAUAUUCACUCUCACUUCGCUCGCGUUCCUCACCGUGUUCAUCAACGCGCUUCUGUCACUCUACCGCGCGCGUAUCAACCCUGCGACACAUCCGCCACCCGCGCACCCACCGAUGCCCACCUUCCCAAUCGCGCCCCCUGUGGCGUACCCGCAACCACAUCACUAUCUGUCGCCUCCGCCGGAAUGGAGCAAGUCAUGGUCUGCCGCUCAAGACGACGUGCCUCAAACGCCGAGUAGGAGACGCCGCCUGGAAGGUGGUCUAGCGGAGAAAAUCCGUUAG
This is a messenger RNA of Rhodofomes roseus, 1209 nucleotides long. RefSeq names its product Di-sulfide bridge nucleocytoplasmic transport domain-containing protein. Lineage: Eukaryota; Fungi; Basidiomycota; Agaricomycetes; Polyporales; Fomitopsidaceae. Gene Ontology annotation, cellular component: nuclear membrane; nuclear envelope. The transcript is spliced from 4 exons. Gene Ontology annotation, biological process: nuclear envelope organization; lipid homeostasis. Bases 1 to 1209 code for a protein of 402 amino acids. The record is from RefSeq and is a predicted model, not a curated record.